GAAUGGAUGAAGCUACAACAACAGAAAAGAAUGGAAGGAAUUUGAUGAAUAUUUCUACUUCUAUAACAGAAACAUCAACAUCAAAACAUAAAACAUCAGGCAAUUCAUCUACAAAGAUAUCAAAUCUGUCGACGACAUCGGCAUCUCCAAGCAAUAAAGAAUUUACCAAGUUAGAAAGUUAA
Messenger RNA from Meloidogyne enterolobii, 182 nucleotides. The record is from the annotation of a GenBank genome assembly. Lineage: Eukaryota; Metazoa; Nematoda; Chromadorea; Rhabditida; Meloidogynidae.